CUGGCGUGGAGUCGCGGUUUAAUAAAAUGUGGUUGUUGCCGCUUGUCUUAAGACCUCAAGCACUCUCGUCUUGAUACACGUCUAUCACCAUGCAUCCACCGCGAGCCUCCAAAUACGAGUUGAACUUAUCAGAGUUACGGACAUUCCAAGGUCUUCCAGAUCUCCUACCUCACCAAGACCUACAAAACUGCCCAAUCUGCCUCGAACCAAUACUAUCAACAUCCGUCCUGCGCGAACUCCCCUGUACACAUCUUUUCCACCAGUCUUGCGUCGACGAUUGGGUGUGCAAUUUCGCACCCAAGUGCCCUAUAUGCCGCGAAGCGUUCUACUACCUGCGCCGUCUGCGGAAGACGAGCCCGGCUGUCGUUGAGAGUAGACGGACCUCUUCUUCGUCAGCUACAACUCGGACAGGGAGUCAAGGGGGUGAACAUGUUCAUGGGGCGUUCUGUUCGCUUAAGCAUUGGUGUAAGAAGAGGUUGGGUGGGCAUACCCAGGAAACGACAACAACUACCGAUAGCAGCCAUGCUGAGCAGAGGCAACAGGUGAAUUGAGAGUGGUAGUUAUGGUGUUUUUAUGUUGUCUCUGGUGUUUGGUGUUUAUGUCCUAGCCUGCAUAUUUGUAUACCCAGUUGAAUAUUCUUUCUAGUAUAUAUCAGAGUAAAUUGUCAAGGUGGUUAUGCGGCUUAGCAUCUGCCCAACGGGGCAAUAAGAUACUUACCCACGGCUGACCACAGUUAUCCU
Molecule: messenger RNA, 740 nt
Organism: Aspergillus versicolor CBS 583.65
Lineage: Eukaryota; Fungi; Ascomycota; Eurotiomycetes; Eurotiales; Aspergillaceae
Exons: 2
Coding region: 90-551 (153 amino acids)
Biological process (GO): protein ubiquitination
Molecular function (GO): ubiquitin protein ligase activity
Source: RefSeq, a predicted model, not a curated record